Molecule: messenger RNA, 2546 nt
Organism: Acromyrmex echinatior (Panamanian leafcutter ant)
Lineage: Eukaryota; Metazoa; Arthropoda; Insecta; Hymenoptera; Formicidae
Biological process (GO): mismatch repair
Cellular component (GO): MutLalpha complex
Molecular function (GO): mismatched DNA binding; ATP binding; ATP-dependent DNA damage sensor activity
Source: RefSeq, a predicted model, not a curated record
UUCCAUGCUGGUGCACUCCAUACCACACAUGUGACAUUUGAAUUGUAUAAAAAUACGGUAUAAAUAUUUCAUCUGAUGACAUUUAAAGAUGCCGAUUUUGGCAUUGGAUGUAAAAACGGUAAAAUUAAUUACCACUACACAAAUAAUAACAUCCGUGUACGCCGUAGUAAAAGAAUUAAUAGAAAAUGCAAUCGAUGCCGAUGCAGACAAUAUCGAAAUUAACCUUGUAGAUAAUGGUACAUCUUUAAUAGAGGUGAAGGAUAAUGGAUAUGGCAUAUCUAAGAAGGAUGCACCAUACAUGGCAUUACCUUCCUAUACGUCUAAAAUAGCAAAUUUUGAAGAUCUAGAUGCAUUACGAACAUUUGGAUUUAGAGGAGAAGCGCUUAGCGCAGUAUGUGCAGUAGCAGAAGUUACUAUUAUAACAAAAACAGAAGAGGAUAAUGUUGGAACUUCAUAUGUAAUGAAUAAUGAUGGACAAGUUGUAAACUGUGAAUCUUGUCAUAGAACUAUAGGCACUACAGUACAAGUAAGAAAUUUAUUUAAACAAGUGCCUGUGAGGAGACAAAUAAUUACGAAUACGAAGAAAGCUAAUCAGACUAUCAAAUUAUUAGAGACCCUAAUGCAAUGUUUUGGGAUAUGUAAACCAAAUGUACGAAUUCAGUUUAGAGUGAAUAAUAAUAUUACGUUUACAAAACCAAGUUUAAAUAAUAUCAGAGAAGCUGUAAAUCAUAUACUUGGCAGAAAAAUUAUGUCUAACAUGGAAUGGAUUGAGUCUAAAGAUGCAGAGUUCACUCUGCAAUUAAUGUUGCCUUCAAAAAAGAUACAAGAUUUAUCAGAAAUUUCUCAUCCUGAUUUACACUAUAUUCUUGUAAAUAAUAGGCCUGUUAAGCAUAAGGCUCUUGAAAAGCUAACAAAUGGUCUGAUAUUAGAAUAUUUUGAACAAGAGUCAUAUAGAAAGAAAAUAAUAUUUCUUGUGUAUAUUAUUUUGAGCCCAAUGGACAUUGACGUCAAUCUAGAACCAAAUAAAGAUGCAAUUCUUUUCAAAGAUCAAAAUAAAGUCCUUAAUGCUGUAGAUAAAUAUAUAAGAAAAUUCUAUGGACUUAAAGCUACAGAGAUUGCUGAACAAAACGUGUCGUUAGACACAUCUGUCUGUUAUGAGGAUUAUGCAUCUAAUCCGAAUGAAAAUAUUGCUGACACCGAAUGGCCUGCAUGCAAAAAACGAAAAAUACAAGAAAGAGUUAUUCAAGAAAAUAUUGUCAAAGAGAAAUCAAUACUUAAUAACAGUAACGAAUGUAAAAAAUCUUCUCAAAAUGAGCAACAGAAUGAUAAUCAGACUCAUAAUCAGGAACAUCAUGAAGAUGCAUUGGCUUUAACAACUCAUAUACAAUCACCGAAUUUGAGCGAUUCUGAUGAUUCAAAUGAUACCUUUUCUAUCACAACAGUGAUUAAGGAUAAAGCAGCAGAUGAAAGAUUAACUUUAAGUCAAUUGCCUAUAGUAGAUCUUGGUGAAGAUUUUGACUUUAUAGAAGAAAUUGAAAACUCUAAUAUUUUUAUGAACAAAAAUGAUAGAAAAGAAAAUAUCCAAGAAAAAGAGAAAAUUACAAUGGAAACAUGGAGUAAAGGACAGAUCACUGGACUUAAGGGUGGUACAGAUAUAAAAUCGGAUAUUGCUACUGAAAAAUCAAUUGACAACUUAAAUAAUAAACUUGAUGAAACAUUGGAAUCAGAUAGAGCACAUGUUGAUCAUAAAGAUCUUAAUUUUUUAAAACAUGUUAGAUUACAAGUUGCAAAAGAAAAUCCUACAUUAACUGCAGCCCAAACUGCAAGAAAAAUUACCGACUUUUGGAAGCAAUUGUCAUCCGAAGAACGUGGUUAUUAUCGCGAUAUUGCACAAGAAGAAGAAAAGGAACAUAAAACAUACGAAAAACCUGAGGGAAAAGUCGAUGCAAAUAAAGUAGUCUCAGGGAGAAAUAAGAACAGACUUUUACAAUUGUUUGAGAAAAUGAAAAACGCAAAAAAUGAGAGAAAAGAAAACUUAAAUAUGAGGACAAUAGUACCUUGGAUCAUCGACAGAGCUAAAAUAAUCACAAGAUCAGAUUUUGAAAGUGAACACAUAAUAGGUCGAUUGACACCGAACUUAUGGAUUGCUACAAUUUGUGAACAGAUGUGGGUUGUAGAUAUUACUGGUCUGAUCAAAGGUUUGAAAGUUACCGAUAUCGAUGCAAAUAAGAUUGAUGCCAAGAGAAUCGAACAUCUUCUCAAGCAAUGGUUAGUAGAACGAGAUGAUAUGUCAGUGAUGCAUUCUAUAUACAAAUUCGCGAAAAAGGUGUAGACAUUCAUAUUAUUAUUGCAAUUCAUAUAAGAUAUUUUUUUUUAAGUUAUUUAACUAGAUAAUUUUAUAACGUCUUUAUGUCAUAUUUUAUGUACGUACAAUACGUUUAAUAUGCAAAACACAAUCUUGAUGAUUAUUAGACAUAAUUGAGGCAAAAGCAUAAUUUGUAUAAUUCUACAAUUGUAUACACAGCAGAUAAUAAAAUAUAUAUGUA